AUGCACGAGUACGCUCUCGACUACGAAAGAGACGGAUACGUGAUGAUCAUGGACUACAUGCCAAUAGACUUACACACGUAUGUGUCAAGCCGUCAAACACCGAUGACCGAAGACGAAUGCUGUAACAUCAUCAGUCAAAUAGUCAACAUUCUACUUCACAUGCAAAAUGUUGUUUGCGUGCAACAUAUGGACCUUAAAAUGGAGAACGUGUUGAUAGAUCCUGAAACGAAAGAGGUUAAACUCUGUGAUUUCGGACAUUUAGCGCAAAUAGCACAUUUGUGGACGGAUUCAACAUCGAUAGGGACGAAAUGUUACUGGGCACCAGAAACUAUUAAGGAAGGAAGAUUCUACCCAAAGAGAACCAUAGUAUGGCAAAUUGGCAUUCUCGCUUAUGACCUCUUACAAGAAAUUCCAUGGGAUGUGUACAAAGACGGAAACCUGCAAGACUUGACUUUUGAACGUUAUAAGUCUGGCAAGGCCGUGGAAUUUAUUCAAGUUUGCUUGGAACCAGACGUGCGCAUUCGUGUGGAACUCGAUGAAUUAGUGUAUAUGAGGUGGAUAGAAGAAAUGAACAACAACGAAAUGGUUUAA
Molecule: messenger RNA, 591 nt
Organism: Dreissena polymorpha
Lineage: Eukaryota; Metazoa; Mollusca; Bivalvia; Myida; Dreissenidae
Product: serine/threonine-protein kinase pim-3-like
Exons: 1
Coding region: 1-591 (196 amino acids)
Biological process (GO): protein phosphorylation
Molecular function (GO): protein kinase activity; ATP binding
Source: RefSeq, a predicted model, not a curated record